AUGUCACCACCACCGCCGCUCUCGCCUUCAUCAGACAUGGCAAGCCUCACUCUUGCAGCAUCGUUCCUCCUCGCCGCCCACCUGACCUACCGCUGCUGGACACCACCGAACCCGACUCCCACUCCCAAUCCCUCAAACUCCCCGACCGUCGCCCUCCCACGAGACGCCGUCGGGCCCGGCACCUCGGCCAUCCGCGUCCGCCGCUUCAUCCCCCUCUUCCUCUGGACGCACCACAUCCUGCUCACGCUCCUCUCCCCAUCCCUGGCUCCCACAAUCCUCUGUCCCAACCCACACAAUCUCUCCCGUUCGCUGCUCACAUGGUCACCGUACACCACCGCCAUCGUCUCACUCAUCAUUACCGUAGCGCCCAUCCGCCUCCUGGCCUUCCAGCAGCUGGGCCCGAACUUCACGUUCCGCCUCGCCCGGCCCGCGGCGCUGGUCACGACCGGCUUGUACGCUUACGUGCAGCAUCCGAGCUAUCUGCCCAACUGGGUGGUGCUGAUGGCGAACGUGGCGUUGUUGCUGCGGUUGGAUGGCGUGCUGGGGUGUGUGUUGCCAGGUGAGGUCGUGAGGUGGGGGAUGGGUGUGGGAGGGUUGGGACCGUGGCCGGCGGUGCUUGUUGGGGUGGGGGUGUUGGGGCUGUGGGCGAUUUGGAUCAGGGUCAGGGAUGAGGAGGCGAUGCUAGAGAGGGAGUUUGGGCAGAAGUGGCGGGAGUGGCACGGGAGGACGAAGAGGUUUGUUCCGGGCGUGUUUUGA
This is a messenger RNA of Cyphellophora europaea CBS 101466, 756 nucleotides long. RefSeq lists its product as uncharacterized. The transcript has a single exon. The record is from RefSeq and is a predicted model, not a curated record. Gene Ontology annotation, molecular function: protein C-terminal S-isoprenylcysteine carboxyl O-methyltransferase activity. Lineage: Eukaryota; Fungi; Ascomycota; Eurotiomycetes; Chaetothyriales; Cyphellophoraceae. Gene Ontology annotation, cellular component: endoplasmic reticulum; membrane. Gene Ontology annotation, biological process: C-terminal protein methylation. Bases 1 to 756 code for a protein of 251 amino acids.